UCAAGCUGCUGUCGCUCGCACGCCGUUGCUAACCAGAGAGGGGACCAGCAAUGUGUUCAUCGAAGAAAGAACUAGUACUUUCGCAUUGCGUACUUUCUUUGUUGCCUCGCUUCUUUUCUGCAGCAACUCAAAAGCUCUUUGUCUUUCGCUUUCAUGUCGUUAUCCUGAACUCCUUUACGCUCGAGGGGCGGAUUGGCAUCACUCGCAGCACUGAUGGCAAAGCAACAAAACGCAGAGUCGCCUGCGAAUAGAAACGAAAAGUGGCGGGAGCGCUAACUUCUGUUGUGGCUGGUGCUGCUGUCUUGUCCCAAUGUCCUUGCUGCCAUCAGCUGGCUGCAAGUAUAUCAGAGUCGUAUUCGUUCCUUCUGGAUGCUUCGAAUUGAUAUUUCUGCUUACUGCUUCCAGUUUGAGAAUUGCCGAAACCGUCUGCUCUGACACGUGAUUCCACUGCUGCUCGUCUGCCAGUCCAUCCAUGUCAUUUUGGUGGUCCUCAAUGUGCAAGUGGGCACCACGUGGGCCGCUCUCAGAAAUGUCAACUGUGUAAUCCGUCCGAUCCGUCCGAUACGUGGGCGUCUUAUGCAGUGUCCCUCCUUUUGGCGACUUCACAGCCUCCAUCUUCCCCGAGCUGUCGCUGUCUCCGCCGUCUGCCUUGGAGGUAACACAAUCGAUCUGCACCACGAGCUCUCCUGUCUUCUGACGGACGAGACCGUGUUUUGAGACCAUCGAGUUGCCGCUCGCGUCAUGCAGAGAACCUUUGCGUCGCAGAAGAGCUGAGACAUGCACCCAACAUAAUGGGUAAGCUGUGGCUGCGGCCCCGAUAGACCUGACCUGGGUCUCGGUGCUGCUUACCGAGGGCGUGCAAUGCUCGCUUGUCUAGUGGCAGGCUUGAUGGCACUUCAGACUUCUCCGUCGGAUUUUCGCUCUCGGCCAU
Messenger RNA from Vitrella brassicaformis, 931 nucleotides. The record is from the annotation of a GenBank genome assembly. Lineage: Eukaryota; Vitrellaceae.